UGACGUCACGCUCCCACAAUGCACGCGCUCUACAACUCUAGCGCCGCACAGAAGGGUCCAGGCCCUAAAAAUAAUAAAUGUAAAAUAAAUUGGGAAAAAUAUUUAACUUAAGAGUUGAAUGAAAAUGACGUAGAGAGUCAACGUGAAUGUUUUGAAGGGCUGUGAUAAGGAAACACUGGUUCUCUCAAUCAACAAGUGUGGCUGUGUGAGGGAACUCUUAUAUAAGGGAUCACAUUUGGGGGAAAAAAAACUGAAAAGCACACAAACUCAGUCACCACUUCAGCCCUUUUGGGUUGCUAUGGCAGCUGCUUCCACAGGUAAGGGAGGACAGACUACUUAUCGCCUGGAGAGGACACAGAACACUAAAGAAGAAACACUCAGCACUCUUCCCACAUCUUUCCAAUAACAGUACAGCAAAGGAAGGUCUCCGGUUGAUGGUUAAUCUGAAAGUACCCCAUGAGUGUUUUUUUUGUAUGGUCAGGCUUAUGGCCAGUAUCCCUCUGCAGAAGACCCAGUGCUGUUCCCUCUGGUAGAGGAUGUUCCAACAGCAAGACCACCUGAAGAGCCACCUGCAGACCCAUGACUCUAACAGGCAGGUGUUCCAGUGUGAGGAGUGUGGUAAGCAGUACAACACCCAGCUCGGAUAUAGACGUCACUUAGUGGCUGCCCACACCCCUGCUGCUUCCCUUCCAAGUGAGCUCCCCUGCCAAGAUGGGGCAGCCUCUCUUCUAGAGCAGCUGGGGAGUCACAAUGACAGGCCUCCUCCAUUGGAGGGUGCCACGAACCCUGCUGUAGCAGUCAGAGAGAGGAAGUACUCUUGUGAGCGCUGUGACCGACGUUUCUACACCCGCAAAGAUGUGCGGCGCCACGCUGUUGUUCACACUGGUCGCCGCGACUUCCUCUGCCCACGUUGUGCCCAGCGCUUUGGCCGUCGAGACCACCUAACCCGCCACCUGAAGAAGAGCCACAGCCAGGAGGCAGCCCCUACACCCUCGGGUACACCCACUACUCCCACAGCUCCUCCUACUCCCAUAACCCCAUGUCCGGUAAAGGAGGAGCCUAGUCCUGUGGCAUGUGACAUGGGUCCUGCCUCCAAGGAACCCCCAGAAGCCUUCUCUAUGGACAUGUACAACUCCUACUCCAUGCCCAACAUGGCCAACCCUGGAAUGGGCCAUCAUCACUCCCUAAUGCAGGGCUCCCUUUCCACAGCCAUUGGCGUGGGUCGUCACAUGCCUCCUCCCUCCCCUCACCCUCACCACCACCUCCAACCCCAGCAACAGCACCAGCAGGCCUAUGGUCAUAUGCCCAGGUACCAGCAUGGAUCUACCUCAUACCCUCGAAGUGACAUGGAGAGCUUCCUCAUGGACCUGCAGAGUGGAUUGCCCCCACACCUUACAGCUGCCCCUUCUUCCACUUCCUCCUCUGCCUCUCCCCAGAGGGACGUGCUUUCAGAGGCCCAGGGUGGACCUGGGGACCCCCACCUCCUGUCUAGGAGCCCUGCUCUUUCCACAGCUGAGCUCUCCUGUGCUGCUAACAUGGACCUGGGUCCUCUGCUGGGAUUCCUGCCCUUUGGUUUACCACCCUACAGUGCCCAUAUGAGUAUGGGAGGGCUUGUGAUGGGCUAUCCUUCUACCUCCACCUCUGCUGCCUCCUCUUCAGCGUCUACCCCGCCCCUGUCCUCUCAGACCCCAGGGCCCUUUACCAUCCUGCAGCCUCCACAAGCCCAGGUAUCCCAAGGCCCUGGACCCCACCACAACCAGCUACCUCAGGGGUUCAGCAGCCCUGCUAUGAGCACUUCCAACUCCCUACCUCGCUAUUACCAGGCCUUCCAACAGUGAGAAACUUGAUCCAGGACACAUACAAAACCAUCAUGAAGAACAGCAUAGGAAGUCUUUCUGCAAUGACUUGAAUAUCUGAGGGACAAGUAUUGACUUCCAAUGUGCUGACAUUUAUUUUGAAAUGGGCAAAAAAAUGGGAAUUGUACUUUGCAUGAGCCUUCUUGCUAAUUUAGCUUGUUUUGCUAAUGUUGCUAAUCAUAGCCAGUUUGCUUCCUUUUCUUACCUUGUUUUUUUUUUUUUAGAACACAACAAAUCACCUCGUCAGUAUUACCUCAUCAAAUAAAUAUUUGAGAGGAAGGAGAUCAUAGGGUAUCUUACUGCAACCAAAAAUGUUUUUUAUCAAAACUUGUUACAAACAAUGGUUGCACUUAUUGAAGUGAAGAAUGGCUGUAAAUGGCUUUAAAGCCUUAUGUUUCCCAAAAUAACAAUGUGCGGUACAAAAUUGAAAGGAAAAAAAAAACGUAUUUUCAAUAACGUACUGAAUGAGUUACUGAGUUUCCUUAGCUCAGUGUCAGUAUUCACACACUUCCAAGACCAGUUUGCCAUGCGAGUUUGCUGAUGUCAUGAUUAGUUGUUUAUACAAGUACUAGCGAAGCUGUAUUUACUCUACAUAAUUGAUCUUAUAAUAGACAAUUCAUCAAAGACCCAAAACACCAACAACAUAUUAACGUAUUUCAGAAUAUUGUCUCUUUAAAAAUUGGUUUUCCUCAAUGGAUACUCAAAUUUGUAGGGGUACAUUUAGCCUGAAUAUUGUUGCUGUGACAAGUUGGAGGUGACAACUUUGUGUGACAAUGUAAAAUCUUGAUGAGUUUAUCUUACAAGAAUUUGUUACUGAAAGGGGUUUUACCUUAUCGUUUAUCCCUACUUGCAUUUUAGUGUAUCAUUUAUUAUAGGCUUUUACCUAAGCAGUCAUGAGCCUUUUAAUGUUGCAACUUAUGUCUUAAACUGCUACUGUUGUGCCUCUCUAGGGUGAUCUAGCCUCUAGACCGGGUUUAAGCACUUAUGACAUUAUUAAAUAAAAUAAUUGAUCUCUUAUGAAAUGUAAUUUACCUCAACAAACAUGCGCUCCCUCUGAGAAGAAUAGGUUAUGAUCUUAUUUGUAUUUUCUUUCCUAGUUAUUUUGGCUUUUAUUUGUGCCAUUAGGUUUAAAGUGAAAUGGUAGAUUUUAAGAAUCUAAGUGUUCUUUUUUUAAUUAGCUAAAAUAGACACUAUUGACCCAUAACAUGCUACCUCUGUCUUAUUCUGUUUAAGAGCAUGGUUUAACAGCCACAAGUGUAACAAUUUAGAAGUCUGAAAAUAUAGGGUAUUGAAUUGUGGGAAUGGGAAACAAUCUUCUUGAUCAUUGUUGUGUGUACUCCUUCACUAAUAGUUGUAUAUCCUCAUUCAUAGAUAUGUUAAUCCAUGCUCAUUAAGCAUUUGUCCUUGUUGACUACCUCAUCGAAAAGUGACAGGUUACUCUCCAUCUGUCUGUAUAGAGUUUAUUUUUGUCAGUGGAACAAACGCACAUACUGUGUAGAUGUAGCUUUGUAUUUAGAUUAGCAUAGAACAUGGAGAAAGUAAGUGUAAGUGGAGUACAAGUAAUGACCCAAUGAAACUGUAUUGAGUAAUUCAUAUAAAAAUUUAUUAUUCUGAUACCGACAUUAGAUUUAGCAUGGAGCUAUACUAAUGUGCAGGUAUCACCACAACCUUUUUUGAAUUAGGACAAUAUUGGUCUAGUUGUUAAUCAAAUUAUAGAUUAAAGAAAUAUGAAAAGGUGAAUGGUUAAACUGCUCUUACAUAUUACUUUGUAAUUUGUUGUCAGAACAUUAAACAAUAAAGUAUUCUUUAGAUUUUGGUGA
Osmerus eperlanus (European smelt) is the source of this 3676-nucleotide messenger RNA. It is a transcript of the gene plagx, whose product is annotated as pleiomorphic adenoma gene X. Lineage: Eukaryota; Metazoa; Chordata; Actinopteri; Osmeriformes; Osmeridae. The transcript is spliced from 2 exons. The coding region runs from base 537 to 1838 and encodes 433 amino acids. Gene Ontology annotation, cellular component: nucleus. Gene Ontology annotation, biological process: regulation of gene expression. The record is from RefSeq and is a predicted model, not a curated record.